This is a messenger RNA of Ceratitis capitata (Mediterranean fruit fly), 397 nucleotides long. RefSeq lists its product as uncharacterized. The transcript is spliced from 3 exons. The record is from RefSeq and is a predicted model, not a curated record. NCBI's taxonomy places the organism in Eukaryota, Metazoa, Arthropoda, Insecta, Diptera, Tephritidae. The coding region runs from base 44 to 361 and encodes 105 amino acids.
AGUAGUAUAUAUCUCAUUCGAUGAGAAUAGAAAAAAAAUUUAAAUGUUCAUCGUAGACUGUGGUGGUCGUUUGGAGAAUUUGUGCUACGCGAAGUUCCGGCAAUUGGCACAUCAUUUAACGAUGGAACAUCUAUUCGAGAAGAUUCCUCAUUUGACACUUCAGGAACUCUUCCUAAAUCUGUUGCUGUUAAGGCGACCCGCCUCUGAUGUUGGGCAAAAAUCAGAUUUAAUUAGGCAAAUAAUUAGUCGAAAUUCAAAGUUACCCUUCCCAUCGGUCUCUACGCGAAAAACAUGGCCCAACAACGGAAAGCCUACAGCCCCUUUUAGUAGACUGAAAUCAAAAAUCGUUGUCAUUACGUGAAGAUCAUGAAAUUGACUAUGUCCUGAACAUCAACUG